This is a messenger RNA of Penicillium manginii, 2220 nucleotides long. Its product is annotated as putative glycerol-3-phosphate acyltransferase Sct1. Gene Ontology annotation, cellular component: endoplasmic reticulum membrane. The record is from RefSeq and is a predicted model, not a curated record. The transcript has 4 exons. Gene Ontology annotation, biological process: phospholipid biosynthetic process. NCBI's taxonomy places the organism in Eukaryota, Fungi, Ascomycota, Eurotiomycetes, Eurotiales, Aspergillaceae. The coding region runs from base 1 to 2220 and encodes 739 amino acids. Gene Ontology annotation, molecular function: glycerol-3-phosphate O-acyltransferase activity; glycerone-phosphate O-acyltransferase activity.
AUGGCGAAGAAGCAGGCGUAUAUUCCACCCCUCAUCGGGUGGCUGUACGACCUGGUCCUGUGGAGUUUCUCCGUGCUCAUCGACCUCUUCUUCCGCGAAGUGCAUCCUCGUGGAUCAUGGAAGAUCCCCCGCCGUGGCCCGAUCAUUAUUGUCGCCGCCCCUCAUGCGAACCAGUUCGUCGAUUCGCUCGUGCUUAUGCGCGUCAUCCGGAGCGAGGCUCAUCGCCGCAUCUCAUGGCUUAUCGCAGAGAAAUCAUUUCGUCGCAAGUUUAUCGGACUUCUCGCGCGGGGUAUUGGGACGCUGCCCGUUGCGCGCGCAAUGGACAACUUGAAACCCGGCACCGGUACCAUAUACCUCCCCGACCCUAUCAACCAACCAACCCUCCUGCGCGGUGUCAACACCAACUUUGAAGGACCUGGAUUCGAAACCGAAGGAACAAUUGCUCUGCCAACCAUCAACGGAACUUCCCACAGUACGGCGAUUGCGGAAAUUCAUGGACCAGAGGAGUUGGUUCUCAAGAAGCCGUUCAAGCACCGCGACGCUCUAUCGCAGUUGACUGGCCGUAAGGAUAUUGAUGAGGAUGGAAAUUUCACCGGAGAGUCUGCCAACCAAGACCCCGAGUUUAAGGGCACCAAAUUCAAGGUCGCCCCGCACGUCGACCAAACCGCGGUUUACAAGGCCGUCUUUGCUAGACUGAACGCCGGUGGUUGCGUGGGUAUCUUCCCUGAGGGAGGUAGUCAUGACCGUCCGUCUCUUCUGCCAUUGAAGGCUGGUGUUGCACUCAUGGCACUCGGCACUCUGGCAGACAAUCCAGACUGUGGUCUCAAAAUUGUCCCCUGUGGUAUGAACUACUUCCAUGCACACAAGUUUCGCUCUCGCGCCGUGAUCGAGUUUGGAAACCCGAUCGAGGUACCCAAGGAAUUGGUAGACCAGUUCAGAGAAGGCGAGCGUCGCGAGUCUGUGGGAGCACUCCUGGAUAUCAUCUACCAAAGCCUUGUGGCUGUUACCGUUACCAGCCCCGAUUAUGAGACACUCAUGGUCAUCCAAGCUGCCCGUCGUUUAUACAACACCAAGGGCAAGAAACUUCCGCUUCCAAUGGUGGUGGAGCUCAACCGUCGCCUCGUCACAGGAUAUGCGCAUUUCAAGGACGAUCCGCGUAUCGUCAGCCUCAGAAAGGGUAUCGUGGAUUAUAACAAACAGCUACGUAUCUUGGGUAUUCGCGACCACCAAGUCAACUAUGCCAAAUUUUCUAUCAUCCAGAUCAUUGCCACCCUGAUCUAUCGCCUGGGCAAGCUCGCCCUUCUUACCAUUGGAACUCUUCCUGGCUUGGUGCUGUUUACCCCGGUUUUCAUUGCUACCAAGUACUUAUCGAUCAUCAAGUCCAAGGAGGCAUUGGCUGCUUCUAGCGUCAAGCUACAAGGCCGAGAUGUCAUGGCUACUUGGAAACUUCUUAUUGCUCUCGCUUUCGCUCCGGCCGUCUACACGGCCUACACUGCCGCUUUCACUUAUUGGACCUACAAGAAUCGCAUCCAGGGCUUCAUGCCUGACUGGGUACCCCUCUGGCUGGUUGUGGUGAUAGGCGUGGUUCUUUUCCCCACGAUCAGUUUUGCUGCCCUUCGCAUCGGUGAAGUGGGAAUGGACAUUGUCAAGUCUCUUCGGCCUCUGGUCUUGUCACUCAACCCUUCGCCUGCGAACCCUUUGGUGAAGCUCCGUCAAACCCGUGCGGCGCUUGCUCAGCAAGUCACCGAAGCUAUCAACACCUUGGGCCCCGAGCUAUUCCCAGACUUCGACGCCGCACGUAUCGUUUCCGGUCCCUUCCGUGAACCCAACCACGAAGAAGCUAUUGAAGACGACGAGCCAGGUCUCAAGCGCAUUCAAACAGCCGAUCGAAGCGAGGGAUUCUCGUCCCAGGAGCCUCUACCACGCAAUGAGUCGUUCCACAACCUAGCCAACAUUGGAUUCUUCUCCACGAGACCUCCUAGCCGCAACCGGAGCCGUAGCAGUUCUGCUGGGCCCCGACCCGGCUCACGACAUGGUCUGAAGCCUCUCAGUCCCAUGACUCCCAAAGAUCCUUUAGAUGAUGUCAGUUCACGCAUUCGCGAUGCCAUGAGAGAGCGUGGGGAGCGCCGGCGCCGACGAAGCGAGGACGGAAGCUGGGACAUGGCCAGCUCGGGAUCGAGAACACCAUCCAGUGGCGAUGAAUCACGAAAAGAUCUAUAA